AUGAUGUCCAUGAACAGCAAGCAGCCUCACUUUGCCAUGCAUCCCACCCUCCCUGAGCACAAGUACCCGUCGCUGCAUUCCAGCUCCGAGGCCAUCCGGCGGGCCUGCCUGCCCACGCCGCCGCUGCAGAGCAACCUCUUCGCCAGCCUGGACGAGACGCUGCUGGCGCGGGCCGAGGCGCUGGCGGCCGUGGACAUCGCGGUGUCCCAGGGCAAGAGCCACCCUUUCAAGCCGGACGCCACGUACCACACGAUGAACAGCGUGCCGUGCACGUCCACGUCCACCGUGCCGCUGGCCCACCACCACCACCACCACCAUCACCACCAGGCGCUCGAGCCGGGGGACCUGCUGGACCACAUCUCGUCGCCGUCGCUCGCGCUCAUGAGCACCAUCUGCAGGUUCGAGUCGCUCACGCUGUCGCACAACAACAUGAUCGCGCUCAAGCCCAUCCUGCAGGCGUGGCUGGAGGAGGCCGAGGGCGCGCAGCGCGAGAAAAUGAACAAGCCCGAGCUCUUCAACGGCGGCGAGAAGAAGCGCAAGCGGACUUCCAUCGCCGCGCCCGAGAAGCGCUCCCUCGAGGCCUACUUUGCCGUGCAGCCCCGGCCCUCGUCCGAGAAGAUCGCCGCCAUCGCCGAGAAACUGGACCUCAAAAAGAACGUGGUGCGGGUGUGGUUUUGCAACCAGAGACAGAAGCAGAAGCGGAUGAAAUUCUCCGCCACUUACUGA
Messenger RNA from Dipodomys ordii (Ord's kangaroo rat), 726 nucleotides. RefSeq names its product POU class 4 homeobox 1 (gene Pou4f1). Gene Ontology annotation, biological process: regulation of transcription by RNA polymerase II. The transcript is spliced from 3 exons. Gene Ontology annotation, molecular function: DNA-binding transcription factor activity, RNA polymerase II-specific; RNA polymerase II cis-regulatory region sequence-specific DNA binding. The record is from RefSeq and is a predicted model, not a curated record. NCBI's taxonomy places the organism in Eukaryota, Metazoa, Chordata, Mammalia, Rodentia, Heteromyidae. The coding region runs from base 1 to 726 and encodes 241 amino acids.